AUGGCGGCCGCCGUGCCCGGCUACUCGCCGGGCUUCAAGAAGCCGCCGGCCACGCUGCGGCUGAAGCGCAAGCGGCCGCGGAGAAGCGAGCCCGCUGCCCCCCAGCCCUGCGGCGCGGCCCCGAGGGCCCCCUCGGCGUCCGUCCGCCGUAACCCCUUCUCCAGCCUGGACAACGCGCCGCGGCAGCCGGUCUGGCGGCAGCAGGAGCCGGCGCAGCCCGGGCGGGGGCCCGCCUCCACUGUGCCCUUCUGGCAGUUUUUAGAGUCUGCAGGAGAAGAUAAGCCGGCCCGGAACGUGGAGCUCUCACAGGGAACCGACGUCCCGGCGCUGCCCGAGGAUCUUCAUUCAUCUGUUCCUACCCCUGAUGUCCCCCCCUCACCGAGACACGAGUUUCCUGCAGACUGGAGUAUCAAAACACGACUUCUGUUUACGUCUUCUCAACCUUUCACUUGGGCAGAGCAUUUAAAAGCACAGGAGGAAGCUCAGGGGUUUGUUCAGCAUUGCAGAGCAGCAGAAAUAAACUUGCCACAGAGUGUACAGGAACCAAAACUGUCCACAGAACUGCGUUGUGCCUUUCAGCAGAGCCUUGUUUACUGGCUUCACCCAUCACUGUCGUGGCUGCAGCUGUUCCCUCGUAUUGGAGCAGACAGAAAGAUAGCAGGAAAAGCCUGUCCAUGGGCACAGGAUGAGGCCUUGCAACAAGCACUGAUGAGCGACUGGUCUGUCAGCUUUACUUCUCUGUACAAUCUGCUCAAAGCCAAGCUGUGCCCCUACUUCUAUGUGUGCACUUACCAGUUUACUGUCCUGUUCCGUGCAGCUGGUCUGGCGGGAAGUGAUGUUAUCACAGCAGUGAUUUCUCCCACCACCAGAGGUUUAAGGGAAGCCAUGAGAAAUGAAGGCAUAGAGUUUUCUCUACCUUUGGUAGAAGAAAGUAGAAGCAGAAAACAGAAAAACUCUGAAGGGAAUUUGGAAACAGAAGUUGCUCACGACCCUGAAGUGGGUAGAAGCCCUGAGAAUGGCGAGGAAGCUGCUUCAAGUGAUGAUGAUGAUGAUGGUUUCUCUUGGCUUGAGGAGAUGGGAGUCCAAGACAAGGUUAAAAAACCAGAUGCUGUUUCUAUUAAACUUCGUAAAGAGAAGCAUGAAGUGCAGGUGGAUCACAGACCCGAAUCCCUCGCAGUGGUGAAAGGAACAAACACGUUCACUUUAUUGAACUUCCUGAUAAACUGUAAGAGCCUGGUGGCUGUUGCAGGUCAACAGGCAGGGCUUCCUCCCACUCUACUGUCUCCUGUUGCUUUCCGAGGUGGAACAAUGCAAACGCUCAAAGCUCGUAGUAUGAACGCAAAAGCCAGGGUCCGCCUGGCAUAUGAAGAUAUCUUCAGUUUGGAGAUCGUAGGCCCUGUCCUGCCUCAUUCUCUCCACUUGCUGACCAUGCUGCUGCAGUCUGCACAGCAGGGAGCAUUUUCAGCAGUGCUGUAUACGCAUGAGCCAACGGCUGUGUUUAACGCUAAUCUCCAUAAUGCGAGCCCUGCCUUAAAGAAGGAAACCGUAAGUAAAGACCUGCUGAAGUGUGGGCUGCAUUCUAAAACUUUGGAUCAACUGAGUCAGGUGCCAACACUGGGAAAAUCUUCCCUCCGGUUUCUGGAAAUGAAGGACUCUGCAUAUGCCUGGAAGUCUUAGGUACGUGCUGUUUGGAGGAGGUGGAGCACAAAGCUCUCCAGGGUGAAGUUGCUGCGCUUCCUUCAGGCCUGCAGGGCAGCACCCAUGCUGUUACAGGAGCUAAGUAACCUCGUUGAACGUCACAGCCAACUCUUGCACAUCACAGCAAUAGAACACGGUGAGGGGUUUUCAGAGGAAGUUGAGGAAAAGGCCCUGGACAUCUCCUUUUGUAUUUUAGAAAGCAUUUUUAAAAAUAAAAUUUUAUAAAAUGGUCUGCUUCUGAUCUGAAUUCAGGGUGGAAGACCUGUA
Molecule: messenger RNA, 1965 nt
Organism: Centrocercus urophasianus (Greater sage-grouse)
Lineage: Eukaryota; Metazoa; Chordata; Aves; Galliformes; Phasianidae
Gene: DONSON
Product: DNA replication fork stabilization factor DONSON
Exons: 10
Coding region: 1-1677 (558 amino acids)
Biological process (GO): nuclear DNA replication
Cellular component (GO): nucleus
Source: RefSeq, a predicted model, not a curated record